This is a messenger RNA of Ilyonectria robusta, 936 nucleotides long. RefSeq lists its product as uncharacterized. The transcript has a single exon. The coding region runs from base 1 to 936 and encodes 311 amino acids. Gene Ontology annotation, molecular function: oxidoreductase activity. The record is from RefSeq and is a predicted model, not a curated record. NCBI's taxonomy places the organism in Eukaryota, Fungi, Ascomycota, Sordariomycetes, Hypocreales, Nectriaceae.
AUGAAGGCCGCUCGCGUCACAUCCUGGGGCUCACCACCUGAGUACGUCACGGUCCCAGACCUUCCGGCGCCAUCGGCCAACGAGCUGCAGCUCAAGGUCCUCGCCGUGGGCAUCCCGCGUGUAGUCAGAGGCCGCGCGGCGGGCAAGCACCCCAGCGCUUUCAAGGCCUCGCUGCCGUAUGAUCCCAGCAUCGACGGCGUCGGCCUGGACGAGGCUACAAACGAGCGCUACUUCAUCACCGUUUCCCCCGCGCCGCUGCUUGCUGAGCGCGUCAACAUCAAUCGUAGCCAGCUUGUCAAGCUCGACGCAGCCGCCGACGCCGUCACCGUAGCGGCCCUCGCCAAUCCUGCGGCGAGCAGCUGGUUAGCUCUGCGAUGCCGAGCUGUCGGGGGCUGCGUCGACCGCACUGUCGCCAUCAUCGGCGCCACGAGUGCCAGUGGCCGCAUCGCGGUAUCAGUGGCUCGCUCGCUGGGUGCUGCCCGAGUGGUUGGUCUGGCACGCAACGAGGAAGCUCUCGCAGCCGUCGAGGGCCUGGACGAGCGCGUCGUCCUGACAAGCCCGCUUGUUCUGCCUCAGAGUGUUGGACCCGUAGACAUUGUAAUUGACUACGUGGGCGGUCCUACCGCCGUCGAGCUCCUCCAGGCCGCUGAGAUUAAGCGUGGCGAGAACUUGCAGUACAUCCAAGUCGGCGGCCUGGCAGGCUGCGAGAAUCACGUCUUGCCAGCGCGCCUCAUCAAUCUCAAGCCAAUCCGCAUCAUGGGGUCCGGCCUGGGGAGCGUCAACAGGGAGGAGAUAGAGCGGGAGACGCCUGAGCUGCUGGCCCUGAUAAGCAAGAUGAAGCCGCCCUUUGAGAUCAUCUCUGCGCCGCUAGCUGACGUGGGGUCGAUCUGGGAAUCGGAGGAUGCCAAGGAGAAGAGGCUUGUGCUGGUUCCGUGA